Messenger RNA from Salvelinus fontinalis (brook trout), 1902 nucleotides. RefSeq names its product dynein, axonemal, light chain 1 (gene dnal1). Gene Ontology annotation, cellular component: cytoplasm. Lineage: Eukaryota; Metazoa; Chordata; Actinopteri; Salmoniformes; Salmonidae. Bases 309 to 770 code for a protein of 153 amino acids. The transcript is spliced from 8 exons. Gene Ontology annotation, molecular function: protein kinase binding. The record is from RefSeq and is a predicted model, not a curated record.
UAAUGUUAACCUGGGAAAGGGCUAAAAGGACACGCCUGACGCCCAACCCGAUAUUUCGAUUCAUAAUUUAAAAAAAAUGUGGGUUAGGGUCAGUGUUUGGUUUAAGCGUUAGCUGUGUCCAUGUAGUCUCUCCCGUAACCUGUCUGCUAGAAACUAGGAAAUAGAAAUCAUUCUCCAGCCGUGAUUUUGUGAAUGCAAAACCAACAACCAUAAAAGAAGCCCUUGUGAAAUGGGAGGAGAAGGCAGGAGAGAAGGUGGGGGAGGCGAAAGCAGUCAAGCUGUAUGGUCAGAUUCCUCCUAUUGAGAAGAUGGAUGCUUCUCUCUCCACCCUCAUCAACUGCGAGAAAUUGUCCCUGUCUACAAACUGCAUUGAGAAAAUUGCCAACUUGAAUGGCCUCAAAAACCUACGGAUAUUAUCACUAGGGCGGAACAACAUCAAAAAUCUAAACGGACUGGAGGCGGUUGGUGACACGCUAGAGGAACUGUGGAUUUCCUACAACCUGAUAGAGAAGCUCAAAGGAAUUCAUGUUAUGAAGAAACUCAAGGUCCUCUACAUGUCUAACAACCUGGUCAAGGAGUGGGCUGAGUUCCUGAAGCUAGCUGACCUUCCAUCCUUAGUGGACAUGGUGUUUGUUGGAAACCCUCUGGAGGAGAAAUACUCCGCUGAGGGGACCUGGCUAGAAGAGGCCACCAACAGGCUGCCCAAGCUGAAGAAACUAGAUGGGAAGCCAGUGAUCAAGGCGGAUGAUGACGACGAGGGAGACAGUUAACACAUUCCAUCUCUUACAGUUUACAGGUUGUUGUUUUUCAAAUAUUUUUUAUUGAAAUGGUUUCUAUACCAGCAUCAUUGAGAAUCAAUCGACCAGGCAAUAUCCUAUUAUCUUAUUUGUUCUCUUUUUAGAUGUUGAAUAAGCUCAUUCCACUGGUUGGGAGAUGACCUCUCAUAGAAGCACAUUGCUGAAGCUGUUACAGCUCCAUGGAUGUCAUGAAAUAAAAAGUAAUACGAAAGAGGUAGUACAGUUACAAUGUUUGAUUUCAUGUAUGUAUGUACAGUGGGGAGAACAAGUAUUUGAUACACUGCCGAUUUUGCAGGUUUUCCUACUUACAAAGCAUGUAGAGGUCUGUAAUUUUUAUCAUAUGUACACUUCAACUGUGAGAGACGGAAUCUAAAACAAAAAUCCAGAAAAUCACAUUGUAUGAUUUUUAAGUAAUUCAUUUGCAUUUUAUUGCAUGACAUAAGUAUUUGAUCACCAACCAACCAGUAACAAUUCCGGCUCUCACAGACCUGUUCGUUUUUCUUUAAGAAGCCCUCCUGUUCUCCACUCAUUGUCCAUCAGCCGGUUCUCUAGCCUGGGGACAAGGUUACAUUCCCAUUGGUCUUGUCCAUCAGCCGGUUCUCUAGCCUGGGGACAAGGUUACAUUCCCAUUCGUGAGCAAGACAUUUUGUAUUUAUUUUUAAGCAACCAGCCAAGGCGGGCUAUGUGCAUGUUGAGGCCCUGCUCCAAAAAGCACAUUUACAUUUUUGUAUGGGUGCUGAUGGUCUUAUUUUCACACGAUUCCUGACUCGCACUCGGCUUGCAUGCAUAAAGGACGUUAGUCUCGGACCUGUAUGCAGCCCUCAAGGAGGAAUAUGAGGUUGCACACAAAACGGGGUGAAGGCCAGGGGAGAACAAUUUGAAGUAUUUUCUGUGCAUAGAUGAAUACUGUAUUUUAAAAAGAUGGAAGAUCUAAAUAUAUAUAUAUGUAGCUCUAGUCUUAGCUAAUAGUACCUUUUUUUUCUUACGUUUGUAUAUUAGGCAUGUUUUGUAUAAAAUGAAUAUAUACUGAGAUGUUUAUGAUUUUUUUUAAAUGGCAUUUUAAAUGUUGAAAUUUGGUAUGUUGCAUUAAAAACUAUUAAAGUCA